Molecule: messenger RNA, 3158 nt
Organism: Chanos chanos (milkfish)
Lineage: Eukaryota; Metazoa; Chordata; Actinopteri; Gonorynchiformes; Chanidae
Gene: atp9a
Product: ATPase phospholipid transporting 9A
Exons: 28
Coding region: 14-3154 (1046 amino acids)
Biological process (GO): phospholipid translocation; endocytosis; retrograde vesicle-mediated transport, Golgi to endoplasmic reticulum
Cellular component (GO): trans-Golgi network; endosome; plasma membrane
Molecular function (GO): magnesium ion binding; ATP hydrolysis activity; ATPase-coupled intramembrane lipid carrier activity
Source: RefSeq, a predicted model, not a curated record
AUCGGUGGCAGGAAUGACGGAUAAUAUUCCGCUGCAGCCUGUGAGACACAAAAAACGACACGACAAUAAACAUAGAAAUGGGUGCUGCCCGUGGUCACGGUGCUGUGGGAUGGGAGAUUUCCGCCCUCGUACCGUGUGGCUGGGACACCCAGAGAAAAGAGAGCAGAGGUACCCCAGAAACGUCAUCAACAACCAGAAGUACAAUUUCUUCACCUUCCUGCCUGGGGUGCUGUUUAACCAGUUUAAGUACUUCUUCAACCUGUACUUUCUGCUCCUGGCCUGCUCCCAGUUUGUGAAUGAACUGCGAUUAGGGGCACUCUACACUUACUGGGUUCCACUGGGGUUUGUUCUCAUCAUUACCAUAGUGAGAGAAGCGGUUGAAGAGAUGCGAUGUUUUCUGCGGGAUAAAGAGGUUAAUUCACAAAUCUACAGUAAACUCUCCACAAGAGGUACGGUUAAAGUGAAGAGUAGUGGAAUUCAGGUUGGAGAUCUAAUCAUUGUGGAGAAGAAUCAACGUGUUCCUGCCGACAUGAUUUUCCUAAGAACCUCAGAAAAAAAUGGCUCAUGCUUCCUGAGAACUGACCAAUUAGAUGGAGAGACAGACUGGAAGCUCCGCCUCCCAGUGGCCUGUACACAGAGACUGCCCACUGCGGCCGAUCUUCUUCAGAUCAGAUCAUACGUGUAUGCUGAAGAACCCAACAUUGACAUCCAUAACUUCAUCGGCACAUUCACACGAGAGGAUGGAGACCCUCCAGUGAAUGAGAGUUUGAGUAUUGAGAACACACUUUGGGCCAGCACUGUCAUCGCCUCUGGUACAGUGGUGGGAGUUGUAAUUUACACUGGUAAAGAGCUGCGCAGUGUUAUGAAUACGUCCAAUCCCAGGCAUAAGAUCGGACUAUUCGACCUGGAGGUCAACUGCCUGACAAAGAUCUUGUUUGGAGCGUUAGUGGUAGUGUCUCUUGUCAUGGUUGCCCUUCAGCACUUUGCAGGUCGCUGGUAUCUCCAGAUCUUCCGUUUCCUACUGCUCUUCUCCAACAUUGUUCCCAUCAGUUUACGUGUGAAUCUGGAUAUGGGCAAGAUGGUUUUUAGCUGGAUGAUCAAGAAAGACUCCAAAAUCCCUGGGACUGUUGUCAGAGCCAGUACAAUUCCAGAGCAGCUUGGCCGGAUCUCUUACCUGCUAACGGACAAAACCGGGACACUCACCCAGAACGAGAUGGUGUUCAGGCGUCUCCACCUCGGAACCGUGGCCUAUGGAAUGGACUCAAUGGACGAGGUGCAAAGUCACGUGUUCAGCGCCUACACUCAGCCUCCUCAUGACCUCCCAGCCUCCAGAGUUCCUGCCGCCACCAAAGUGAGGAAGACCAUCAGCAGCCGUGUGCAUGAGGCAGUGAAGGCCAUCGCUCUGGUACACAACGUGACACCCGUGUACGAAUCCAACGGAGUGACUGACCAGGCUGAGGCAGAACAGCAUUAUGAGGAUGCGUGCAGGGUCUACCAGGCCUCCAGCCCUGAUGAGGUGUCGCUGGUGCAGUGGACAGAGAGCGUGGGCCUGACGCUGGUCGGAAGAGAUCAGUCCUCCAUGCAGCUGAGGACCCCUAGUGGACAAAUCCUGAGCUUCACCAUCCUGCAGAUUUUCCCUUUCACCUACGAGAGUAAACGCAUGGGCAUCAUCGUGAGAGAUGAGUCCACUGGAGAGAUCACCUUUUAUAUGAAGGGAGCAGACGUGGUGAUGGCUGGUAUCGUCCAGUACAACGACUGGCUGGAAGAAGAGUGUGGGAACAUGGCCAGAGAAGGCCUGCGAGUGUUGGUAGUUGCUAAGAAAUCCCUAACAGAGGAGCAGUACCAGGACUUUGAGACCCGCUACGUCCAGGCCAAGCUGAGCGUGCAUGACCGUUCGCUGAAGGUUGCCACGGUGAUAGAAAGCCUGGAGAUGGAGAUGGAACUGCUGUGUCUGACCGGGGUGGAGGAUCAGCUGCAGGCCGACGUCAGGCCCACGCUGGAGAUCCUCCGCAACGCCGGCAUUAAAGUUUGGAUGCUGACAGGAGACAAACUGGAGACCGCAACCUGCACAGCCAAAAACGCCCACCUAGUGACCCGGAGUCAGGACAUUCAUGUGUUCAGACCUGUGACCACGAGAGGUGAGGCCCACCUGGAGCUGAACGCGUUCAGGAGGAAACAUGAUUGCGCCCUGGUGAUAUCAGGAGACUCACUAGAGGUGUGUCUGAAGUUCUAUGAGUACGAGUUCAUGGAGCUAGCGUGUCAGUGUCCGGCUGUGGUCUGCUGUCGCUGUGCCCCCACGCAGAAAGCCCAGAUCGUCCGUCUCCUGAAGGAGCGCACAGGCAAACUCACUUGCGCCGUGGGGGAUGGAGGAAAUGAUGUCAGCAUGAUCCAGGAAGCUGACUGUGGCGUGGGAGUGGAGGGCAAAGAAGGGAAGCAGGCCUCUCUGGCUGCUGAUUUCUCUGUGACCCAGUUUAAACACCUGGGACGACUCCUCAUGGUCCACGGUCGAAACAGCUACAAGAGAUCUGCCGCCCUCAGCCAGUUCGUCAUUCACAGGAGUCUGUGUAUCAGCACUAUGCAGGCUGUGUUCUCUUCUGUGUUCUACUUUGCUUCGGUUCCUCUGUAUCAAGGUUUCCUCAUCAUUGGCUAUUCCACUAUCUACACCAUGUUUCCUGUCUUUUCCCUGGUUUUGGAUAAAGAUGUCAAAUCAGAGGUUGCCAUGCUGUACCCUGAACUAUACAAGGAUCUGCUGAAGGGCCGGCCUCUCUCCUUUAAAACAUUUCUCAUAUGGGUGUUGAUAAGCAUCUACCAAGGCAGCAUCAUCAUGUACGGAGCCCUGUUGCUGUUUGAGUCAGAGUUUGUGCACAUUGUUGCCAUCUCCUUCACCUCCCUCAUCCUGACGGAGCUCCUCAUGGUUGCCCUGACCAUUCAAACCUGGCACUGGCUCAUGAUCGUGGCCGAGCUGCUCAGUCUCGCCUGCUACAUCGCCUCGCUCGUUUUCCUGCACGAGUUUAUUGAUGUCUACUUCAUCACUACCCUGUCUUUCGUAUGGAAGGUGACUGUCAUCACCCUGGUCAGCUGUCUGCCCCUCUAUGUCCUCAAAUACCUCCGCAGACGCUUCUCUCCACCCAGCUACUCCAAACUCACCACUUAGAGCC